CGGUGAUCUCGGAAAAGAAUUCGGUUCGACCCCCGAGAAGCCUGAAGACACUCCCCUCGAUGAGCUCGGUGCCGCUAUGCAGGCCACUUUCGAUGGCCAGCUUGGCAAGCAGUCCCAGUCUCUUAUCGCCCGAUUGAUCUCUUCCAAGAUGCCUGGUGGCUUCAACAUCACAGCUACUCGAAAAUAUCUUGAGAGCCGUUGGGGUCUCGCAUCUGGUCGACAGGACGGUGCUCUGUUGCUGGCUCUGACAAUGGAGCCCGCUGCUCGUCUGGGUUCUGAGGCUGACGCCAAGGCCUUCCUCGACAGCGUUACUCAGAAGUAUGCCACCAAUGCCGGUAUCAGCUUGACCACCACUUCCGCAGCCGGCCCUGCUGGUGGUGCUAGCGGCGGUAUGAUGAUGGACCCCGCGGCCAUCGACGCCCUGACCAAGGACCAGCGAGCUCUCUUCAAGCAGCAACUCGAGCUCCUUGCCAGAUACCUCAAGCUUGAUCUCCGCGAGGGCGACAAGGCUUUCAUCAACGCCCAGAAGUCUGAGAAGGUCCUUCAGGCCCAACUGGAUCUCUGGACAGCCGAGCACGGCGAAUUCUACGCCGCGGGUAUUGAGCCCGUCUUCAGCCCUCUGAAGGCUCGCACUUACGAUUCCUCCUGGAACUGGGCUCGUCAGGAUGCUCUCAGCAUGUACUUCGAUAUUAUCUUCGGUCGUCUUAAGGUCGUCGACCGAGAGAUUGUCAGCCAGUGCAUUCGCAUCAUGAACCGCUCAAAUCCCAAGCUCAUCGACUUCAUGCAAUACCACAUGGACAACUGCCCCACCGAGCGAGGCGAGACUUACAAGUUGGCCAAGAUGCUUGGAGAGCAGCUCAUUGAGAACUGCAAGGAGGUCCUCGACAUCGCCCCUGUCUACAAGGAUGUCGCCGUUCCCACCGGGCCUCGCACCACCGUCGACGCCCGCGGUAACCUCAACUACGAGGAAGUUCCUCGUGCCAGCUGCCGCAAGCUGGAGCACUACGUCCAGCAGUUGGCUGAGGGUGGCAAGAUCUCCGAAUACGGCAACCGCACCAAGGUUCAGAGCGACCUUCAGCGCAUCUACAAGCUCAUCAAACAGCAGCACAAGAUGUCCAAGACUUCCCAGAUUGAGAUCAAGACCCUCUACAGCGAGGUCCUCCGCUCCCUGGCUAUGAACGAGAACCAGAUCAUCCCCAAGGAUAACGGCAAGGCCCGCAAGUCCGGCCUCAAGGCCACCAGCCAGCACAAGGGCAAGGUCGAAACCAUCCCCUUCCUGCACCUAAAGAAGAAGUCCCUUCACGGCUGGGACUACAGCAAGAAGCUCACCGGCGUCUACCUCAACACUCUCGAGGACGCUGCCAAGUCUGGUGUCAGCUUCCAGGGCAAGAACGUCCUGAUGACUGGUGCCGGUGCCGGUUCCAUCGGUGCCGAGGUUCUCCAGGGCCUUGUGAGCGGUGGUGCCAAGGUCAUCGUCACCACCAGUCGCUUCUCGCGAGAGGUGACUGAGUACUACCAGGCCAUGUACACCCGCUAUGGCUCCCGUGGAUCUCAGAUCGUCGUUGUUCCCUUCAACCAGGGCAGCAAGCAGGACGUUGAGGCCCUCGUCGAGUACAUCUACGACACCAAGAACGGUCUUGGAUGGGACCUUGACUUCAUCGUUCCCUUCGCCGCCAUUUCUGAGAACGGACGUGAGAUCGACACCAUCGACUCCAAGUCUGAGCUUGCUCACCGCAUCAUGUUGACCAACUUGAUCCGUAUGCUGGGCUGCGUCAAGGCCCAGAAGGCCGAGCGCGGCUUCGAGACUCGUCCUGCUCAGGUUGUUCUACCCCUGUCUCCUAACCACGGUACCUUCGGUAACGACGGUCUCUACUCCGAGUCCAAGCUCGGUCUCGAGACCCUCUUUAACCGAUGGCACUCGGAGAGCUGGACCAACUACCUCACCAUCUGCGGUGCUGUCAUUGGCUGGACCCGAGGCACUGGUCUCAUGUCCGGUAACAACAUCGUCGCUGAGGGCGUUGAGGCCUUUGGCGUCCGCACCUUCUCUCAGCAGGAGAUGGCUUUCAACCUUCUCGGCCUUUUGUCGCCCGCUCUCGUCGACUUGUGCCAAUCGGAGCCUGUCUUCGCUGAUCUUAACGGCGGUCUUCAGUUCAUCCCCAACCUGAACGAGACCAUGACCAAGCUUCGCAAGGACAUCAUGGAGACCAGCGAGGUCCGCAGGGCUGUCAGCAAGGAGAACGCCAUUGAGAACACCAUCGUCAAUGGUGCUGCCUCUGAGGUUCUGUACAAGAAGAAGACCAUCGAUCCUCGUGCCAACAUCAAGUUUGAUUUCCCCAACCGACCUGACUGGAAGACAGAGAUUGCUCCUCACCAUGAGACCCUCAAGGGCAUGGUUGACCUCGAGAAGGUCGUUGUCGUCGCCGGUUUCGCCGAAGUCGGUCCCUGGGGUAACUCCCGCACUCGAUGGGAGAUGGAGGCCAAGGGUGAGUUCUCUCUCGAGGGCUGCGUUGAGAUGGCCUGGAUCAUGGGUCUCAUCAAGAACCACAACGGUCCUAUCAAGGGCAAGCCUUACGCUGGCUGGGUUGACGCCAAGACUGGCGAGCCCGUCGAUGACAAGGAUGUGAAGCAGAAGUACGAGAAGUACAUUCUCGAGCACUCCGGUAUUCGAUUGAUUGAGCCUGAGCUGUUCGACGGCUACGACCCCAACCAGAAGCAGCUGCUUCACGAGGUCGUCAUCGAGGAGGACCUCGAGCCUUUCGAGGCUUCCAAGGAGACGGCUGAGGAGUUCAAGCGCGAGCACGGGGAGAAGGUUGAGAUCUUCGAGAUCCCUGAGAGCGGCGAGUACAUCGUCCGCCUCAAGAAGGGCGCUGGCCUCUGGAUUCCCAAGGCUCUUCGCUUCGACCGUCUCGUUGCCGGUCAGAUCCCCACCGGCUGGGACCCCAAGCGCUAUGGUGUCCCCGAGGACAUCAUCUCCCAGGUCGACCCUGUUACCCUCUUCCUCCUUGUCUCAACUGCCGAGGCUCUUCUCUCCUGCGGUAUCACCGACCCCUACGAGUUCUACAAGUAUGUCCACGUCUCUGAGGUCGGCAACUGUGUCGGUUCCGGUAUGGGUGGUGCUGCUGCUCUCCGUGGCAUGCACAGGACUCGCUUCCUUGACCAGCCUCUCCAGAACGAUAUUCUGCAGGAGUCUUUCAUCAACACCAUGGCUGCCUGGGUCAACAUGCUUUUGAUGUCAUCCUCCGGUCCUAUCAAGACCCCUGUCGGUGCUUGUGCCACUGCUGUCGAGUCCGUCGACAUUGGUUACGAGACCAUCAUGGAGGGCAAGGCCCGAGUGUGCUUCGUCGGUGGCUUUGACGACUUCGGUGAGGAGGGUUCGUAUGAGUUCGCCAACAUGAAGGCCACCAGCAACACCGUCGAUGAGUUCGCUCACGGACGCACUCCCAAGGAGAUGUCGCGACCCACUACCACUACCCGAAACGGAUUCAUGGAGUCCCAGGGUUGCGGUCUCCAGGUCAUCAUGACUGCCAGACUUGCCCUUGAUAUGGGUGUCCCCAUCCACGGUAUUUUGGCUCUUACCACUACCGCCUCUGACAAGAUUGGCCGAUCCGUUCCGGCUCCUGGACAGGGUGUGCUUACGACCGCUCGCGAGCAUGCUAGCAAGUUCCCCAACCCUCUUCUUGAUAUCAGCUACCGUCGUCGCCAGAUCGAGCGUCGCAAGAAGCAGAUCAAGCAGUGGCAGGAGGCUGAACUCGAGUACGUUCAUGACGAGAUUGACGCCAUGAAGGCUCAGGGUGGUGCCUUCAACGAAACAGAGUACUCUCAGGAGCGCUUUGCUCACAUCCAAAAGGAGGCCGCUCGCCAGGAGAAGGAACUUCUCCGCAGCAUGGGCAACCACUUCUGGAAGAGCGACCCCAGCAUCGCUCCUCUCCGUGGUGCUCUCGCCACCUGGGGCCUUACCAUCGACGAUCUCGAUGUUGCCUCCUUCCAUGGAACCUCCACCAAGGCCAACGACAAGAACGAGUCCUCUGUCAUUUGCCAGCAGCUCCGCCACCUUGGUCGUACCAAGGGUAACGCCGUCCUGGGUGUCUUCCAGAAGUACCUCACUGGUCACCCCAAGGGUGCUGCCGGUGCUUGGAUGAUGAACGGAUGUCUCCAGGUGCUCAACACUGGUCUCGUCCCCGGUAACCGCAACGCCGACAACGUCGACCCCGUCAUGGAGCAGUACGACCUCAUCGUCUACCCCAGCCGAAGCAUUCAGACCGACGGCAUCAAGGCCUUCUCCGUCACCUCCUUCGGUUUCGGUCAGAAGGGUGCCCAAGCCAUUGGUAUCCACCCCAAGUACCUGUUCGCUACCCUUGACGAGGACACCUACGUCGACUACUGCGCCAGGGUUGAGGCCCGACAGAAGAAGGCCUACCGAUACUUCCACGACGGCCUCAUCAACAACAGGCUGUUCGUGGCCAAGACCGACCCUCCCUAUGCCGAGGACCAGCUCAGCAAGGUGCUGCUGAACCCCGACGCCCGCGUCUCUGAGGACAAGAAGACGUCCGAGCUCAAGUUCGGUGCCGACUUCAUGAAGCGGUCUGAGAAGACUGUCCCCAGCGUCAAGGCCAAGGAGACCCAGCAGGUCAUGGAGGCUCUUGCCCAGAAGGUAACCAACAAGAACAGCAAUGUUGGUGUCGAUGUCGAGGAUAUCUCGGCAGUCAACAUUCACAACGAGACCUUCGUCGAGCGCAACUUCACUGCCAAUGAGAUUGCGUACUGCCGACAGGCCCCCAGCCCUCAAAGCUCCUUCGCCGGUCGCUGGAGUGCCAAGGAGGCUGUGUUCAAAUCACUGGGUGUUGCAAGCAAGGGAGCUGGCGCCGCUCUGAAGGACAUUGAGAUCCUCAAGGGCGAGACUGGUGCUCCUACGGUUUCGCUCCACGGCGAUGCUGCAGCUGCUGCCAAGCAAGCUGGUGUGAAGGACAUCACCGUGUCCAUCUCACACUCUGACACCCAGGCGAUUGCUGUUGCUGUUGCCAGCUUUUAGACGCUAUGAUGGAUAAGAGAAUAUGUACAUGUUUUUGGACUGGGAUGAUAAAUGGCGUUUAGACCAUCUGCUUCGAUAUGUUGUCUUCACUCGAAACUUUGAGCACUGAAACAAUCGGUUGGGAGUGGACCUAGUAGAAUUCGUAUUACCAUAGCAUAGAUGAAUCAUACUUUUUGCAAGUCUUAA
This is a messenger RNA of Ilyonectria robusta, 5215 nucleotides long. RefSeq lists its product as uncharacterized. The transcript is spliced from 2 exons. Gene Ontology annotation, cellular component: fatty acid synthase complex. Gene Ontology annotation, molecular function: fatty acid synthase activity; 3-oxoacyl-[acyl-carrier-protein] synthase activity; holo-[acyl-carrier-protein] synthase activity. The coding region runs from base 77 to 5029 and encodes 1650 amino acids. Lineage: Eukaryota; Fungi; Ascomycota; Sordariomycetes; Hypocreales; Nectriaceae. The record is from RefSeq and is a predicted model, not a curated record. Gene Ontology annotation, biological process: long-chain fatty acid biosynthetic process.